CAUUUACCUGACAGUAAUUCUUGAUUAAGAAUUAUACAGAUAGUAUUGUCCUAGUUAAACUUCUCUUAUCACUUUCGUUCAAAGACAUGGAGUUGAAAUACGUGCUUCUCUUUCUCGCGGCUGUAUAUCCGGAAGCAAUUGGUUUACGAUGUCUUUCAUGUCAAGGAGUGUUUGAACCCAGGUAUUGUAUCCAGACCAUUCAGUGUUCACCAGGAGAGCAAUGCUAUACAGAACAAGUGAUAGAUGAUAAUUUAUACGUAUUUUAUAACGUUGGAUGUAAAUCUAGCCAGUUGUGUAAAGUAGCAGACCAAGAAGGUUUUGGGAAGAGAACUGGACAGUUACAUGUUUGUGAGAAAUGUUGUACUACAGACAAAUGUAAUAAUCAAUCAUGUACACACCCGAACGGUGGCCCUUCACAUAUCUGCUUAAAAUGUCCUGAUGUCGCUAGCCCUCUAGAUUGUAAAACUUCGGGAGUAUGUUCAACGGAUGAGAUGUGUUUUACACAAGAAUUUGUGAAUGCCAAGCUUGAAAGAAGAUACAGUUUGGGAUGUGAAAAGACAAAGAGAUGUGAACUACUUGAUCAGUUUGUGCCACAUCAAAGAAGUACACAGUUGUGCAAUCAAUGCUGUCUGAAUGCAAACUGUAACAAAUAUUUAUGUACAAACAGUAAUACAAAUGGAGGUCAAUCGAUUAAACCAGAAAAUACCAUAGCAACAACUGUACCAGCAGUUCAAGUUCCUUUAACUCCAUCAUUUAUUUUUACUCCAGCACCACCGGCUACGACUACGGUACCACCGGCUACGACUACGACACCACCGGCUACGACCACGGUCGGAAAACCAUGCGAAGAUUCAAUUAUCAUAAAUUGUAGGGACCUGAAUGCUACUGGAACAUUGUGUACCCCCAAUUCUCCGGCUGCAGCUACAUACUGUCCCAAAUUUUGUAAACUCUGCUAACGUAUCAAGUUAAACAUCAGUGAGCAGGAAGGAAUGAAAAAUUAAUAAAAUGAUAAUUUGGUCGUUUCA
Molecule: messenger RNA, 1025 nt
Organism: Mytilus trossulus (common blue mussel)
Lineage: Eukaryota; Metazoa; Mollusca; Bivalvia; Mytilida; Mytilidae
Exons: 9
Coding region: 87-956 (289 amino acids)
Source: RefSeq, a predicted model, not a curated record